CUACGACGCGUCCUCUCAGGGGAUCAGUGCCCCGUAGCCGCUGAAGACUUGGGUGCUACAGCGCAGAUUUGUGGCUCCCGAUAGCGAGGUGCAGGUACCGUAGCACAAGUGACCCCCUGCACAAAUGGUACCUCCAGCAAACUUGAAGGAGCGUGUCGGGAUCCGCCCAACGCCAACGCCAACGCGAUGCGCCCGCGUUAAACCACCAGAACACGCUUCGCACUUCCCCGUCCCCCCCGCUCCGGCCCUCGAUCAAAAAGGCCACAAAUCCCAAGCCUACCUUUUUUUCCUGCCCUUGGCCUCUUCUAACCCGGCCUGCAACUGCGACCGUUUCCUUGAAGAAUUAACUUUUUCUUUUUUUCUUUUUCUGCAUUCCUUCCUUCUGAGUUGGAGCAACUAUCAAGCAGACAUCGCAUCCUCUUCACCUUUUCCCUCUCUCCAUCGUCCACCGACAUACCACAUACCAUACCUAUACCCACACAAUUUGCCCACAGGGAUAGGAAGUGCAGGUCCAAGAAGGAAGUUCGGACGCGAUAGGACCCGAGACACGUGAAUCCUGACGUCUCUAGAUCUUCUCCACGACUUCCCUUUCGCUGUAUUACAGCACAAUCGAGAAGCAUCAACGGGGGACAUAC
Sodiomyces alkalinus F11 is the source of this 635-nucleotide messenger RNA. RefSeq lists its product as hypothetical. Lineage: Eukaryota; Fungi; Ascomycota; Sordariomycetes; Glomerellales; Plectosphaerellaceae. The transcript has a single exon. The record is from RefSeq and is a predicted model, not a curated record. The coding region runs from base 125 to 553 and encodes 142 amino acids.